AUGUCGGUGCUGCUGGAGACAUCCGCCGGCGACAUCACAUGCGACCUGUUCCUGGAAGAUGCCCCGAAAUGCUGUGAAAACUUCCUGAAGCUCUGCAAGAUUAAGUACUACAAUUACGCGCCAAUCUACAACGUGCAACCCAAUUUCUCCUUCCAGACCGGCGAUCCCAUCGGACCCGAGUCAAAAGAUAGUGAUGGCGGAGCGUCGAUAUGGGCUUUGCCAGAUGGCGCCACGAAGCGCGCAUCGAAGCCAGAGCGUGCCGUCUUCGCGCCAGAGUUCUCUAGCAAGAGGAAGCAUACAGAGCGCGGCAGACUGAGCAUGGCUACCACCGUGUCCAAGACGAAUCCUGAUGAACGACUCGCCACUAGUCAAUUCAUCGUCACGUUGGGAGAGAAUUUGGAGCAAUUGGAUGGCAAGGCAGCGAUAUUUGGCGAGGUCGUUGAAGGAUUUGACGCGCUGGAGAAGAUUAAUUCGGCUUUCGUUGAUUCGACCGGACGACCACUGCGGGACAUUAGGAUCUUGCACACGGUCGUGCUAGAAGACCCAUACGAUGAUCCACCGGGUCUGGUCGAACCUCCAGCAAGUCCCGUGCCUUCGAAGGAGCAGCAAGCCACUGUUCGAAUUGCGCAUGAUGAAGUCCUCGAGGAGAACGCAGAUCCCGAGCAGCUGGAGAAACUGCGUCGCGAACGAGAAGCACGUGCUCAGGCGCUGACAUUAGAACUCAUUGGAGACCUUCCAUUUGCGGAUGUCACCCCACCUGAACAGAUUCUGUUCGUGUGCAAGCUGAAUCCAGUCACUCGGGACGACGACCUGGAGCUCAUCUUCUCACGCUUCGGCAAGAUCCUGUCAUGUGAAGUCAUUCGUGACAAAAAGACUGGUGACAGCCUGCAGUACGCUUUCAUUGAAUUCGCCAACAAGGAGGACUGCGAACGUGCAUACUUUAAAAUGCAAGGCGUGCUGAUUGAUGAUCAUCGCAUUCACGUGGACUUCUCGCAGUCUGUGUCGAAGCUGUCUGCUGAUUGGAGGAACACAACCAAUUCAAAGACCGCCCGAUCGCGAGGUGGCUUCGGUGGUAUUGAUAGCUUGGAAAAGAGAAAGCAGUAUCGCUCACACGACGGCGGAAGAGAUCGAGAACGGGGUAGUCACUACGACUACGUGUUCGACAAGAAAGAUCGGUCCAAGGACAGCGACCGAGAUGGCCGCAACCGAGACGAUAGACGACAUCGCUCUCGAAGUCGCAGUCGCAGCCCAAAGCGACGACACGGACACAAGGACGACCGCAGAGAUGAUCGUCGACGCGAUGAUCGGCCGAGGGCCCGAAGUCGUGAUCGAUAUCGCGAUGACCGCGACUCUUGUAGGCGCUGA
Molecule: messenger RNA, 1365 nt
Organism: Pseudocercospora fijiensis CIRAD86
Lineage: Eukaryota; Fungi; Ascomycota; Dothideomycetes; Mycosphaerellales; Mycosphaerellaceae
Exons: 2
Coding region: 1-1365 (454 amino acids)
Biological process (GO): protein peptidyl-prolyl isomerization
Cellular component (GO): nucleus
Molecular function (GO): RNA binding; peptidyl-prolyl cis-trans isomerase activity
Source: RefSeq, a predicted model, not a curated record